Rhizoctonia solani is the source of this 1623-nucleotide messenger RNA. RefSeq names its product Retrovirus-related Pol polyprotein from transposon TNT 1-94. Gene Ontology annotation, biological process: DNA integration. Gene Ontology annotation, molecular function: nucleic acid binding. The coding region runs from base 1 to 1623 and encodes 540 amino acids. The record is from RefSeq and is a predicted model, not a curated record. Lineage: Eukaryota; Fungi; Basidiomycota; Agaricomycetes; Cantharellales; Ceratobasidiaceae. The transcript is spliced from 4 exons.
AUGCAAGCAGUCAUGAAAUCCAUGCUACAUGUACCCAAGUUGAACGCAAACCUCAUGUCCGUCAAGGAGCUCACAAAUGGUGGCACCAAUGUGCUCUUCUGCAAGGUGUUUGGCGCAAUCCUGAUCAGCAAUCAAGGACAUGGGCAAGAGAUUGUGAAACAUACCAAAGUGAUGGCACAUACAGCCAUUGUUGAGCCCAACAGUACCAACAAUUGGGACAACAUCAAAGCAAAAGAAUUUGUUGUCUACAAAUACGUGCUAGAUAGGGCCAAGAAGGGUGCAGUCAAGGGGAUGGAGAUCAUUGGAUCACGUACCCUGCUGCACACACCAUGCAAGCUGUGUCUAGAGGGCAAGCAAACCCGUUCUCUGUUCUCCCCCUCUGAAUCCUGCUCCUCCAAAGUCCUUGAACUCCUCCAUAGCAACCUACAUGGUCCUGUUGUAGUUGAAGGGAUUGUCCAAGAACAAGUACAAAAAAACUUUGAAGAUCUUAAGGCGUCAGUCAAAAAUCUUACAGGGAAGAAGAUCAAGGCACUACGUACUGAUGGUGGAGGCAAACACUGCGCCAAAACCUUUGAAGAAUGGAUGCACAGCAAAGGGAUUGAGCACCAAAAGACCAAAGCUGACUCAUUGGAGAGUAAUGGCAUUGCUGAACAAGGAAUUGAAACCAUGAAUAACUUUCAGCAAUGUAUGCGUGCUGACGCAAACUUACCUGACAAGUACUGGGGCUUUGCAAUUGUCUAUGCAGCCUACUUAUGGAAUGUAACCCCCAAGGUGUUCCUCAAUGGCCAAACUCCCAAAGAGAUGUUCUCAGGACAAAUGCACAACAUAGCACAACUACAAAGGUUUGGAUGCACCGCCUGGGUACAGGUACCUGAUAAGCAAUGGACAAAGCUUCAAGAUCAAUCAAUUAAAUGCACUUACAUUGGAUUCACAUCAAAUCAAAAGGCACACACACUUCUACAUAGAGAGUCUGGAAAGCUAAUCACCUCCCAAGAUGUUGUUUUUGAUGAAGGCGGAGGCAUUUGUCAGCAUGUGGUACUUGAAAGCUGUGGGGAAAACCCCUUACCCAAAGAAGAAGGCAACAACAAGUCAAAGGCUGAGGUAAAAACCAACAACAAGGACAAGGCAGACAAUAAGAAGGACAAUGCCCCCAAGCCUGUAUCAGUCAGACAAUCAAGCCAAUCAAGGUGCCCUCCUGUAUGGUACAGGGCAAAUGUGGGUGCUGAAUAUGCCUGGUUAGCCAACACAAAUGCAAUACUUGAAGCACUUAAUGCAGCCCUACCAGCACCUCCCAAAACAUUUGCCAAAGCAAUGUCCUGGCCAGACGGUCCCAUGUGGUUGGCCUCUAUGACCAAGGAGCUUGAUUUGAUUGAGAAGCAUGGCAUGGGAAAGAAAGUUGGAAGACCUACCAGCAAGAAUGUUACAACCUCCUUAUUUAUACCAUUGGAUUUGCCUAAUUUUCCUAAUAUUUUUACUUUUUUUACAGACUUGUUACCUUCACUUUUUCAAUCACGUGAUCUUGGCAAGCCCAAGGUGUUUGUUGGCGUUAAGAUUGAUCAAGACCAAGACGCUGGUACUCUCAAGAUAUUGCAGGGCCAAUAUAUCAAAGAAAUCCUGAGUUGA